This is a messenger RNA of Photinus pyralis (common eastern firefly), 1261 nucleotides long. RefSeq lists its product as uncharacterized. The coding region runs from base 392 to 997 and encodes 201 amino acids. The transcript has 2 exons. NCBI's taxonomy places the organism in Eukaryota, Metazoa, Arthropoda, Insecta, Coleoptera, Lampyridae. The record is from RefSeq and is a predicted model, not a curated record.
UAUAAAAUGUGACAUACAAAACACAAAUACGAUAUAAAGAAAUGCAAAGAUUACUACCUGCAUUAAACUCCUUGGUUUCAUUUUAUAUUGCACUCAGAAAUAGACAUUUUGGUACGAUUGGGGACGUAGGUUCAAACAUGUAGGACAAUUUUACAGAUUUUCCUGGGAACUUCCCUUUUGAAUUUAAAUAUCCGAAAAAAAAGUAUUAUGGAUGGGGUGCACAAUAGGUAUGAUCGAAAGAAAACUAAUGGGCCAGUCGAUCCUGCUUGUAAGAAAACCAUCGAUAACAUAGUAUACAGUUCAAUGAAGAAAACAUAGUAAGUAGAAGUAGUUCCUGUCAUCAAAUUAGUUGUCAAAAUUAAAACUUUCAUGGACAAAAAUUAUCCGACUGAUGUUUCCUAGUUUUUAUACCUUCAUAGUGAUAUUAAUAAUUGGGCAUGACAAUGUGGUCAAAUCGGAUUCUGCGGCCGCAGGGGAUAACACUUUUUCCCCAAAGCACAAACGAAUUUUAAAGCGGCAAAUAACACAUAAACUAACUCCUAUUGUGAGUAGCGACGCACAAUUAUUUAAUCGUAUUCACGAUAAGGUAGAUAUUUCGAGAGCGAAAAGUGUAUCUCCCACCUUAAAGGAGUUAAGGGUAGUUUUCGAGCAAUUGUUAAACAAACUGGAAACUUUGGAAUCGACCUCGCGGUCACAAUUUUCCACAAGUUUCAAUAGAUUUCCCACAACCGACGACAUUUUUUCGACGAGGAAAGAAACCACGCAACCCGACAUAAUUUAUGGUUAUAAAAAACGCAACGACGCGGUGAAUGGUAUGAUGUCCAGAUGGGGCGAAUGGAACGGUUGGUCUUCCUGUAGUGUCAGUUGCGGGAAAGGUAGGAAGAUUCGAUGGAGGCACUGUCUGACUGACUGCGACAUUGCGGAAACAGAAAUGGAGGAGAAGACCUGCCAGUUGCCCGCUUGUGCACCUCGGAAAUUAUUUGGCAUUAAUAUUUAAGGAUCUUAAAAUAAUACACUCAGUUUUGUAAACAGAUACUUAUAGGUAAUAUCUAACAGUUCACAUCCCAAUAAAACAAUUAUGGGUUACCACGUAAUUGUUAAUUUUGAGAUGAAUAGAACUUUUCCACCAACAGUCUUAUAUAACUUUUUUUUACCAAUAAAGUUUGUACUUACCGGUUUUUAGGUACCUACUUGACUUACCCUUUACACACCAUACCAAUGUUAAAAAUCAAAAUUAAUCAAUCUGCGAGUAGAGACUUAA